Molecule: messenger RNA, 1425 nt
Organism: Frankliniella occidentalis (western flower thrips)
Lineage: Eukaryota; Metazoa; Arthropoda; Insecta; Thysanoptera; Thripidae
Product: zinc finger protein 560-like
Exons: 2
Coding region: 223-1356 (377 amino acids)
Cellular component (GO): nucleus
Source: RefSeq, a predicted model, not a curated record
GAGACGAAGAGACGCCGUUAUUCGCACAACCACAGCACACAGCACACGAUUAGGUUAUGUUUCCCUUACCUAGCGAGCGGACAUUCUACUUUUAGAUAGUUCUAUUUUUCUCAUAGCAUCAUUAAUGCAGGGCAUAGUGACAUCUGUACUCUUCUCCACCAAAUGAUACUUCCAUAUUUCAAAAAAUAGUACAUCUGUUUUCUUACACGUAUUGUUUUACUUAUGUCAACAAAUGCUAUGAUGGAGUCUGAGACCACUUCGCUUUCACUAAUGUCAUCAAGUUCUAUGAUGGAGUCCAACGAGACUACUUCAGAAGUUAUUGCCGCUAGUAACAAAGUUACGUAUAAAAAAUUUGUUGAUUCCGAUGGAAAAGAAGUCAUGACAAGAACACCUGCUCUUCGAUUUAUCUGUUGCAUUUGUAAGAGUACAUACAAAAUGAAACUGCCAUGUAUCAAACACUUGCUAGUUGAGCAUGAAAUUGUUGUGAAGGAAGUUAGAGGCUCUGUUCCUUUUUUAACUGCCAAGAAUCGAUACGACUGCCCAAAAUGUUCUAAAACAUAUACAAAGAGAAACAAUUUAUAUCGGCAUAUUCGUAAAGCACAUAAAGGAGACGGUUUGCAAGACUUAAUUAAAGAAGACUCUGAGGCUGAUAUGCCUAUAGCAUGUCCCAUGUGUGGUAAGGGUUUUGCUACAUUUGGCGGUGUAAAUCGACAUAUUCGUCGGUAUCAUACCUAUGACUUCGAUCCUGAACUUCAAUCUUCGUCAGAUAUGAUCCCUUGUAAGCUUUGUGAUAUGAGAUUUCCAACUGAUCCUUCUCUUACAAAACACAUGAAGGGCUUCCAUCAUGCUCUUGCUGUUUCAAGAUUGAACCUUGAUGGAUAUAAAGAAGAUGUCUUUGAAUGUGGUGUGUGCAGUGUUCAGAUUAAAGAGCCCUCUGAAUUACGGGAUCACUUAUCACAGUUACAUGAGAAAUAUGAUUUUCCUAUUGAAAUUACCAGCGAUACUGAGGACAAGGAAGAAUCUAAUCAAGUUUUUAACUGUGAUCGUUGCCGCACUUUCUUCAAAACAGAACAGGAAUGGAGGUCACAUAUGAAAGAAGCACACAAUGCUUGCCCUGACUCUUCCUGUCGCAGAUGUGGGUCGUCUUUCUCCACAUAUCAUGAUCUGAAAUGUCAUUUAAAAGAUGUACAUUUCUUUUCUAUACCAGAGGGAACUUAUAAUGUUGCACCAAUGCACAGAGUUGGCAGUGACCUAGGACUCAGUAGAAACCUAUGGGUUGCCAUGGAAAAAAUUCCGAAAUGGCUUGUUAAGCACGGAGACGGACAGCUUCUUGUAGUUGUACAUAAAGAUGCUUAGUUUUCAAUGUAGAAUCUGUUUAUGUUGUGCCUUUUUGUGUAUCAUAUGAUUAAAAUGUAGAGGUUUCCU